Messenger RNA from Entelurus aequoreus (snake pipefish), 2836 nucleotides. It is a transcript of the gene chrm2a, whose product is annotated as cholinergic receptor, muscarinic 2a. Gene Ontology annotation, biological process: regulation of heart contraction; adenylate cyclase-activating adrenergic receptor signaling pathway. Gene Ontology annotation, cellular component: plasma membrane. Bases 505 to 2166 code for a protein of 553 amino acids. Gene Ontology annotation, molecular function: G protein-coupled acetylcholine receptor activity. NCBI's taxonomy places the organism in Eukaryota, Metazoa, Chordata, Actinopteri, Syngnathiformes, Syngnathidae. The transcript has 2 exons. The record is from RefSeq and is a predicted model, not a curated record.
UUCUUAACUUAAGUAAAUGCUAGUGCCAUUAUCUUGACAUAAUGAUAUGCGCUCGGUAUCAUGAUUUUUUUUUCAUGCUUGAAGUAAGAAAUUAUUACUUUAAAAAGUAUUUUUAUACUUGUGAGUGUUAAUGACACAGCUUUGCAUCAGUUGAUAUUCUAGUUUCAAGCAUGUUUUACUCAAUAUAGGUCAUAAAAUCUCAGCAACAAGCUGUAAUAUUUUACUGAGAUAAUUUAGGACCAAAACACUUAAAACAAGUAAAACACUCUAACAUAAAAUCUGCUCAGUAAGAAGAAUUAUCUUAUCGGACAGAAAAUAAGCAAAUAUCACCCUUAUUUGAGAUAUUUAAUCUUACUUAGAUUUCAGGUUUUGCAGUGCACUUAUCCUCAGAUUGGGUUUUCAAAAACAAUUUUUACCAAAAGUUGACCAUCUUGGUUAUCGUACGCACAAACGUUCAGCGUAACAAUCUAAUGAGACAAAAGAUUAUUGAGACAAAGAUUAUUUAUGUAUUUCAUACUUGUUUGCUUACUAUGGUAUAUUAUUUAUUUAUUAUUUGUUUGUUCACUGUUUUGUUACAGAGAACAAGGAAAUUGGAUAAAAUUGCUACGGUAUGGAAAAAGGUUCAGCGUGAGCAGGAGGCGUCGCCAACCAGGAGCAGAUGCCAUGGACGUGUUAAACUUCACUUACUGGAACGCCUCGGAAGGCAAUGACACCGACGCGGCGGACGAGGGCGAGAGCGCCUACAAGACGGUGGAGGUGGUGUUCAUCGUGCUGGUGGCCGGCUCACUCAGUCUGGUCACCGUCAUUGGAAACAUCCUGGUCAUGCUCUCCAUCAAAGUCAACAGGAACUUGCAGACCGUCAACAACUAUUUCCUCUUCAGCCUGGCGUGCGCUGACCUCAUUAUUGGACUGUGCUCCAUGAACUUGUACACGGUCUACAUCGUCAUGGGGUACUGGCCUCUGGGCCCGGUGGUUUGCGACCUGUGGCUGGCGCUGGACUACGUAGUCAGCAACGCCUCUGUCAUGAAUCUUCUUAUCAUAAGCUUUGACAGAUACUUCUGCGUCACCAAGCCCCUCAGCUACCCUGUCAAAAGAACCACCAAGAUGGCAGGGAUGAUGAUCGCCGCCGCCUGGGUGUUGUCUUUCAUCCUGUGGGCGCCCGCCAUCCUCUUCUGGCAGUUUAUUGUGGGUGGGCGGACAGUGCCUGAGAAGGAGUGUUACAUUCAGUUCUUCUCCAACGCCGCUGUCACUUUUGGCACAGCCAUUGCCGCCUUUUACUUGCCCGUCAUCAUCAUGAUUCAGCUCUACUGGCAGAUCUCCAGGGCGAGCAAAAGCCGGGUGAAGAAGGAUAACCGAAAGCCGUCAGGAGGCAACGCCGAGCCUCUGUCGCCCGCCCAGCGGAGGAACAACAAACCCAACAAUAACAACGUACCUGGCGAGAGCGUGGGGUGUUCUCAGAGCCAGAAUGCGGACGAUGGCGCAAGCCAACAUGACGAAAGGAUGCAGAACGGAAAAGCACCUUCUUCAAACACGAACGAGGGCGAAACCGAGGGUGACGAUGUGGCGAAGGACGUCUGCGCUCCUGGAGAAGAGAAGGAGAGCUCCAACGACUCCACCUCGGGCAGCGUGGCCGCAUCUAACCUGAAGGACGAGGAGGCGGUGCCUUCCGCGGCCAACUCCAGCGCAGACACCAGCCAGUCUCUUCCCCGCCAACGGGCCAAGGCAGGCGUCUCCAAGCUGACCUGCAUCAAAAUUAAAGCAAAAUCCCCCAAAGGUGACUGCUACACGCCCUCCAACACCACCGUAGAAAUAGUCCCCGCCUCCGACAGGCAGAACCACGUGGCCCGCAAGAUCGUCAAGAUGACCAAGCAGCCGCCCAACAAAAAGAAGAAAGCGCCGCCGUCGCGGGAGAAGAAGGUGACGCGCACCAUCAUGGCCAUCCUGGUGGCUUUCGUGGCCACCUGGACGCCUUACAACGUGAUGGUGCUCAUUAACACCUUCUGCUCCAGCUGCAUCCCCAACACGGUGUGGACGCUGGGGUACUGGCUAUGCUAUAUCAACAGCACCAUCAACCCCGCCUGCUAUGCCCUUUGCAACGUCACCUUCAAAAAGACGUUCAAGCACCUCCUGCUCUGCCAGUACAAGAGCAGUCGGUCCGCCAGGUAGAGAUGCUGGCAUGGAGAGAGUGCCAUGUGUGGAUGUUUGUGACCAUUCUUUCAUUCAUGUCGGAGCACUUUACACAAAUUAGCUGUGUUGUUCACAAAGGAACUUACUCCUUCAAGAGGAAGUGCAACAUGUUGUUCACUCUGGGGCAAUAGGGCUGCCUGAAGUUACUAACUUUUAACAUCUUUUAAGUUCAGUGACAAAACUUGUAGAUACGUGUAAAAACUACAUCCCUAUUUGUGUUCACACUUCAUCGCUGCACAUCCGUGACCGGACGGAUGGCAUGCAUUAAAACUGGAUCGAAUACAUUUUUAUUAAAUUCCAGUGGCUGCAAUGUGCAACCUUGCCACUAGAAGCCACUAAAUCUUCUGCACUUGUGAAUCUUAAAGGUCCCCUAAUAGUAAAAUUGUAAUGAUAUUUUAACAGUACUAUGUCUCCCGGGAGCCUGUUUUUGAUUGAAAAACCUCUUGGUACUGCCUCCGCCUGCACCAUUUAUACACUCACACACCACUUUGCUUUACAUCUUAAAAUAAAGCCACACUUGGGAGAUGAAUCAUUUUGUUGUUGCAGAAAAUAAGCUAACCUAGCAUGGUGUUAAAAUGUGAAUGUAAUGUUAGCACCGUAGGAAACAUAUCUACAGUAUGGCCCCAUUCCAGGGUGGAUCUCGUGUGAG